Molecule: messenger RNA, 473 nt
Organism: Prorocentrum cordatum
Lineage: Eukaryota; Dinophyceae; Prorocentrales; Prorocentraceae
Source: the annotation of a GenBank genome assembly
AUGUCAAAGCGGGCGAGGCGCUCAUCACAGAGGGCGACCUCAGCGCGGACUAUUUCUACGUCUGUGCCUCGGGCAGCUUCAAGGGUCGGCGCGUGCUCCCCCCGAGGACGGCAACGGCAACGGUGCCAUCCAGAAGUCGGCGGAGCAGCUUGCCUCCCAGGGGAGAGCGUCGUGAAGGAGUACAGCAAGGGCGGAAGCUUCGGGGAGCUGGCCCUUCUGUACCUGGUGCCGCGCGCGGCGACCGUGACGGCCAAGGAGGACUCCUCGGUCUGGGUGAUCGACAGAACGAAUUUCAAGAAGGAGCUGAUGAAAGUGUCGAACAACAAGAUAGCGGAGUACAUGAAGUAUUUAGACCACGUCGAGGUGCUCCACUCCCUGCUCACCGAGGAGAAGGAGGCGGUCGCCAAGGCCCUGGUGGAGAUGCACUUCUCCAAGGGCGACAUAGUGCUGCAGCAGGGCGAGAAGGGGAACAC